CUUAGUCAAGAGUAAUAAGAUCAGAAUGGCGUCAAAUUUUGAUCUAGAUCAGUCUUCUGGGUUGCUUGACAAGUUUGAAGUAAUUGAAGGAGUAUAAGAAGAACAUCGAGAGUUGGAUUAGUGACAUCGAUCAGCAAAAAUGAGCAAUGUAGAUUUGUUUGGGGUGAAAAGGGGUGGCUGUGAUUGUAAGCAGUGCCCCACAUAUUGCUAUGCGAAGGACAAUUUAUGCUUUUAUUGUGGCUGUGUCCCAAUAAAACAUAUGAAAUUAGAAUAAAUUAUCCAGUUUAAUACCUGAUUCAUUUUACCAAACUCCCGAAAUUGAUAAUAAGAUGGGACUCUAUACAUCGAUGGAAAGAAAGGAGUUUAACAAGGUUAUGCGGAUUUUGUGUGACCGAAUGAUUAAGGCGAAUUGCAGUUCAAAGACUGACAUCAUUCAAAUAACAUCAUUAGACAUUGACAAAUUUCCAAGCUUAAAGGGAAGUUUUGGAGGAGAUAACGAAAGAAUGAUAAAAGCAUUAACUAAUUGCAUUAAAAAUAAAACUACUCGAGAUCAUAUUCCGAAUAAAAAAAACCUGAUCCAAUUAAGGGAGUGAAAAAAACGGUUCAGUCUAGCAAUAAUGAUAGUGAUCGUUUGAAUGAUUUGUGCACAGAAAUGGUAGAGGAGUAUUCAGAUCUAGAGAAGGAUGUAACAAAACUUAAAGGUUUACUAAGAGAGACCCGAGAAAUAAAAUUAAAUGAAUUAAAAAAACUGUCAGCUAAAGACCUAUUAAACAAAUAUCCAGCUUUGAAUGAUAAAGAAUUAUUCAUUUGGGAGUUCGAACAACUUGUGCAGGUUCGCGUGAAGGACAUGCGAUUGAAUUUGACGAUUUCAAUUGACAAAAUGCUGACGAUUUUGAAAGUGAAAACUACUGAAGGUGACAUUAAUAGAAAGGCACUACACCUCCUAAAAUACCUGCCGGAUUUGUUUCCUUCUAAUGGCAAAAAGAAACAACAGAAUCACUCUUUGCUGGAAAUGGAAUUAAGAGAAGAGGCUCCUUCAAAAAUCACCGCUCCAAUAUUGAUAGCAGCUGAUGCAGACGGUAACCAACUGAAAUCAUACGUUGAUUCUGAGCCCAUGCACUGUGCACAGCCAUUUGAAGCUAUAAUAUUAUUAAUGGCAUCGUACUACAUUUUCAACAUCAAUUAUGAAAAGCAUCUCAAUUUGCAGUUUAUUCUUUUAGAAUAUUUAAUUUUUGGUAGCGAAGUUUCGCGAAUUUCGCCUGGAAAUUCAAAAUACUUGUCCGUGACAAACGUAUUAGAGAAAGCAGGCAUCACACCCAAAUUUUACGAGAUGCCAAAAUGUUAAUCAGUUUUGUUUUUUAUAGCAAUAAGUUAAAACUUAUAUUGAAUUCGAGUUGUUCAUUUAUGAAUUAAUAAUAAAAAUUUAAAAUAAAUUGUUUUGUUAGAAA
This is a messenger RNA of Leptopilina heterotoma, 1448 nucleotides long. RefSeq lists its product as uncharacterized. Bases 653 to 1345 code for a protein of 230 amino acids. The transcript is spliced from 6 exons. The record is from RefSeq and is a predicted model, not a curated record. Lineage: Eukaryota; Metazoa; Arthropoda; Insecta; Hymenoptera; Figitidae.